Molecule: messenger RNA, 1687 nt
Organism: Galeopterus variegatus (Sunda flying lemur)
Lineage: Eukaryota; Metazoa; Chordata; Mammalia; Dermoptera; Cynocephalidae
Product: ribosomal protein S6 kinase delta-1-like
Exons: 2
Coding region: 167-1687 (506 amino acids)
Biological process (GO): protein phosphorylation
Cellular component (GO): early endosome
Molecular function (GO): ATP binding; protein kinase activity
Source: RefSeq, a predicted model, not a curated record
CAAACUCUGGUCAUAUAUCAGUAAAUUUCUAAACAGAAGUCCUGAAGAAAGCUUUGACAUUAAGGAAGUGAAAAAAUCUACACUUACUAAAGUUCACCUGCAACAGCCAACUUCUAGUCCUCAGGACAGCAGCAGCUUUGAAUCCAGAGGAAGUGAUGGUGGAAGCAUGCUUAAAGUUCUACCUUUGAAGACUAGUCUUACUCCAAGUUCUCAAGAUGAUAGCAACCAGGAAGAUGAUGGCCAAGAUAGCUCUCCAAAGUGGCCAGAUUCUGGUUCCAGUUCAGAAGAGGAAUGCACUACUAGUUAUUUAACAUUAUGCAAUGAGUAUGGGCAAGAAAAGAUUGAACCAGGAUCUCUGAAUGAGGAGCCCUUCACAAAGAAUGAAGAGAGUAGUGUGUAUACCAAAGCUGUGAAAAUUUUCCCCGCACACCUUGCUGCUGACAGUGACAGCCCCAGCACACAGCUGAUAGCUCAUGAGCUGAAGUUCUUCCCUGGAGAUGAUGACCCAGAAGCAGUUAGUUCUCCAAGAACAUCAGAUUCCCUCAGUAGAUCGAAAAACAGCCCCAUGGAAUUCUUUAGGAUAGACAGUAAGGACAGUACAAGCGAACUCCUGGGACUUGAUUUUGGAGAAAAACUGUAUAGUCUAAAGUCAGAACCUUUGAAACCAUUCUUUACUCUUCCAGAUGAAGAUAGCAUUUCCAGGAGUUUUAGUACUACUGAAAGCAAAGUAGAGUUUAAAGCUCAAGACACCAUUAGCAGGGGCUCAGAUGACUCAGUCCCAGUUAUUUCUUUUAAAGAGGCUGCUUUUGAUGAUGUCAGUAGUACUGAUGAAGGAAGACCUGAUCUUCUUGUAAAUCUACCUGGUGAAUUGGAGCCAACAAAAGAAGCUGCAGCAAUGGGACCUACUAAGUUUACACAGACUAAUAUAGGCAUAAUAGAAAGUAAACUAUUGGAAGCCCCUGAUGUUUUAUGCCUCAGGCUUAGUACUGAACAGUGCCAAGCACAUGAAGAAUGCACAGAGGCAUUGAGUGAUCCCUCUAGAUCCAAAUCCCAUAGUAUAACAGAGAAACACUAUGCACAGGAGGAUCUUGGGGUGUUAUUUGUAGCAGCUGUUGAUUGUAGUAGUUCAGGAGACAUGUCUUUGUUGCACAGCUCAGAUCCUAAGUUUCAGGGACUUGGAGUGGUUGGGUCAGCAGUAACUGCAAACACCACAGAAGAAGGCUUAUUCCAUAUUUCCAAUCCACUCUCAGGUGCUAAUGAAUAUAAUGCGAACACAGACACUUUAAAAACAGAAGAAGUAUUGUUGUUUACAGAUCACACUGAUGAUUUGGCCAAAGAGGAACCAACUUCUUUAUUUCAGAGAGACUCUGAGACUAAGGGACAAAGUGGGCUAGCACUAGAAGGAGACAAGGAAAUACAUCAGAUUUUUGAGGACCUUGAUAAAAAAUUAGCACUAAACUCCAGGUUUUACAUCCCAGAGGGCUGCAUUCAAAGAUGGGCAGCUGAAAUGGUGGUAGCCCUUGAUGCUUUACAUAGAGAGGGAAUUGUGUGCCGUGAUUUGAACCCAAACAACAUCUUAUUGAAUGAUAGAGGACACAUUCAGCUAACGUAUUUUAGCAGGUGGAGUGAGGUUGAAGAUUCCUGUGACAGCGAUGCCAUAGAGAGAAUGUACUGUGCCCCAGGUUAG